Monopterus albus (swamp eel) is the source of this 1675-nucleotide messenger RNA. RefSeq names its product phosphatase, orphan 2 (gene phospho2). The record is from RefSeq and is a predicted model, not a curated record. The coding region runs from base 101 to 832 and encodes 243 amino acids. The transcript is spliced from 4 exons. NCBI's taxonomy places the organism in Eukaryota, Metazoa, Chordata, Actinopteri, Synbranchiformes, Synbranchidae. Gene Ontology annotation, molecular function: phosphatase activity.
AUUUCACCAGCAGGUGGCGGUAAUGAAAUUAGAAUUGUUGCACAUUGUGUAACACAAGCCGAGGAAAAUAGACCGGUGGAUUCAUAUCAGGUUAAAAAAAAUGAAGACUCUGAUUGUGUUUGAUUUUGACCACACAAUGGUUGAUGACAACAGUGAUACCUGGGUGGUCAGGUGUCUUCCAGGUCAAACUCUUCCUGACUCUGUGAAGAAUUCCUACAGAAAAGGCCAGUGGACUGAAUUCAUGGGAAGAGUAAUGACCUACAUAGGAGACCUGGAGAUCAGCCCCGACAGGAUUCGACAUGUGAUGGAGACCAUCCCCUUCACAGCUGGAAUGACAGACUUGCUGACAUUCAUAUCAGAGAAUAAAAGCACCAUUGAUUGCAUAGUCAUCUCUGACUCCAACACCAUGUUUAUAGACUGGAUCCUUUGUGCUGCUGGACUCCGAGUGGCUGUUGACCAGGUUUUCACCAACCCAGCUAAGUUCAAUGAGCACGGGUACAUGGAGGUACAGUGCUACCACUCUCAUGACUGUGAUCAAUGCCCUGUCAACCUUUGUAAGAAAAAGGUCCUGGAGCUUUACCUGUCAAAACAGUCUGACGCAGAUGUAGAGUAUGAGCAAAUAUUUUAUGUGGGAGAUGGUGGGAAUGAUCUCUGCCCUACUACCUGUCUGAGAGGGCAUGAUGUCGUGAUGCCCAGGAAGGGAUACACCCUGGAGAAACUGCUGGCCAAAGUGCAAGGUCAGGAAGAUAGCACUUCUUUGAGAGCUAGAGUUGUUGUCUGGAGCAGCGGCACUGACAUCCUCCAUGAACUUAAAGCAGCUAUGCAGUCAUAGCCAGGGCCCAUGGAAAACAAUACUUGACUGAGUGCACAAAUGUAACUGACGUAUUGCACUUGUGUGUUGGUGCUCCCAAGACAAUAUAAUUUUGUCAAGUUUUUAUGAUAAAAUUGCUUCUAUUUAGUUAAAAUGCUUGAAAAUUGAUAAUUUGUCUCUAGGAAAUUUUAACUUCACCUUUGAAAACAGUGACCUCAGUCUCAAAUGAGGUUUGACUCAGGCAUAAUGAAGGAUUUGUCUUUUAUUCAGAGGUGGAGGAGGGGAAUGUAGGCAUCUGUGCCCAUUUAUAAUACAAAUGCAAAAACAAUGUGUGUGAAGCUUUUGCAGAACAUGAAAACACUAUAAAACAUAAAAAAGCAUUGAUUCAUAUAUAACUGCUAUAUACUGAAUUGGAGUAGGCUUUUUUCACAGUAGACAUUUUGACUAGUCAGAGCAGGAACACACAGGUUUUACUAAUAACUUGAAUAAUUGCUCUGUUCAGUACAAGCGUUCCAGCAAAGCGUGCCAGUCAGUUAGCAUGCACAUUACCAGAACCCUGAAACUGAAGGAGCUCAAUGAAAGUCAGCCAUCAUUCAUUUCUUUGUGUCUUUUUCUACUGUGACAUGACAAACUGUUUUCUGUGAAGACACUUUCCUAAGUUUAUUAUAAUAUAACUAAUAAAUAUAUUUUUGAUCAAGGCUGUAGCCACCAUCUAUACAAACUUACCUCAGCUCCCCUACAAGCUAAAUAAGAUUAUAGAAAUUCAGCAGUAUUUUCACAUGAAACAUUUCUGUAAUUCCUAGAUAUUGCUAUCUAGUGUAUCUGGCCAAAUAAGUUGUUCACACUAUGUCAGAGUUGUUUAUU